Molecule: messenger RNA, 862 nt
Organism: Penaeus vannamei (Pacific white shrimp)
Lineage: Eukaryota; Metazoa; Arthropoda; Malacostraca; Decapoda; Penaeidae
Source: RefSeq, a predicted model, not a curated record
AGCAUACUCAUUCCAACUCUCGAGUCGUACACAACCACUCGCUCUACUAACUCAUCCAACAUGGCUGUUACUGGCAACAAGAAGACUUCGGUUUUCAGCAUCCACAGCCUGAAGAAGGCUAUCAAGAAGCUUAUUAAGAAGACUCGCCCUGCCAAGGAGGAGAAGAAGGUCGCCGAGGAGGUGGUCCGUGUGGACUUCGAGGCCGAGAUCGAGGACAACCUGGCCAACGAAGCUCUCGAAGCCCGCCUCCUGCAGAUGAUCGAAGCCUCCCCCGCCACCCUCGACCUCGACCUCAACCUGAGCGUCAAGGGAUCCCUCAUGGUGAAGGCCGCCCCCGACUUCGAGAUCCAGUUCGGAACCUUCUGGACCACCGAAGACGACAAGAGCUGGACUCUGUGCAAGGACCUCUUCGCCACCACGCCCCGCCCCGCCAACACGGCCUAAGACCCGCCAGCCUCCCCCCGAACACCGCCGACCUACUGCUGUGAUGUGUCUGCCCUGUGAUAGGGGCGUGUACAAGUGCCGUGAUGUGAUAUUACUGUGCCACCCUGGGGGGGAACCGUCGCCGCCCUCGACCGUGCUUAGCGCCUCUGAGGACCUACAGCGCCUUCUACACGAGAGGACCGGCCACACCCCACCCCCCCGGAGGACGCUGCGGGCUCUGCUGUCUGCCUUUGGAGUUCCUGCGGCGCCGCCUGUGAUAGGAUAGGACCUCUGCAAGAACUUAUCCCAAGCCAAGUCUUAACCGGACCUGGCAGAGCUGUGAUAUUGAGGAGGAAAAGCUUCAGCCUUUUCGCCGAUCUUCUGUGAUACUACUUCUAAGGAAUAAUUUAUUCAUGAAAUAAAAACAAAAUUAAAUUUA